Molecule: messenger RNA, 1473 nt
Organism: Toxorhynchites rutilus septentrionalis
Lineage: Eukaryota; Metazoa; Arthropoda; Insecta; Diptera; Culicidae
Product: jerky protein homolog-like
Exons: 2
Coding region: 1-1473 (490 amino acids)
Cellular component (GO): nucleus
Molecular function (GO): DNA binding
Source: RefSeq, a predicted model, not a curated record
AUGGAACAGUAUAGAGAACACGGAGUUAACAGCAGGAAGACGAUGAAAACGCAAAACUUCCCAUUGAUGGAAGAAUCCGUAUAUGUGUGGAUUUUGCAACAGCGAGAGGCCAACAUAAUCGUCACUUCCGAGGUUCUGCGGGUCAAAGCGGAGUUACUUUUCCGAGAAAUCCAGAAACGUGGACAUUAUGUGAACCAAAAAUUUUCAUUCUCGGAUGACUGGAUGCGUAGAUUCAAAGAACGAUUCGGUCUGCAUGUCAAGCGGGUUGCGGGAGAAAAAGCUUCUGCUGACGUGGAUGCUUACAUAAAAUUUAAGGAAAUAUUAGCAUCAAAAAUAACAGAAACAGGACUUCAAAAGUCGCAAGUGUACAAUGCAGACGAAUCGGCAAUUUUCGUAAAGCUGCUUGCGUCACGAAGUCUGACACUUUCCAGCGAGAAAAAUGUUUACGGUCGGAAACUAAAUAAAAUGCGAUACACAUUUAUGCCAUGUAGCAACAUCGACGGUUCAAACAAAUUAAAACUAAUGUUUAUCGGAACCGCUGCAAAGCCACGAUCAUUUCCGACCAAAGAACUGCUCCCGGUGUCAUAUUACAAUUCAAAAAAAGCAUGGAUGACGCGAGAGCUUUUCCGGGAGUGGUUCUUUAACGAAUUUGUACCUGCAGUAAGAAAGUUUUCCGGCGAAAAGAGCUUAGAAUCGAAGGCUCUCCUGGUACUGGACAACUGCACGGCCCACUAUACAGGAGGAGACAAUUUAAUUUCUGAUGAUGAAUUGAUCAAGCUGAUUUAUCUACCGCCGAAUGUCACAUCACAGUGUCAGCCAAUGGACCAAUCCGUUAUCAAUGCAAUAAAAACCCGGUACAAGCGGAAACUCAUGCUGAAACUGGUUCUUGAAAACGAAGAACUCAAGUUUGAGAACCGUCUCAAGAAGAUAUCUCUGAUGCAAAGCAUUGAUUGGCUGUCUGCUGCUUGGGAUGAAAUUUCACCAAGCACAAUCGAAAAUUCCUGGAAAAAGCUCUUGGAUCAGUUUCCAGGAUAUGCGUGGAGUUCUGAUACACCAGAUGAGUUUCAAGAUGAUACGAGAGCGCUUGUUGUUGCCAUAGAUACUCUAACUAACACAACUACAACCGACGAAGAUAUUAAUUUAUGGCUAAAAGAUCAGGUUUACGAUGGUGACAACAACCCAACUUGGCUCACCAGUGCGGUCUUUACGAAUACGGAGAUCAUUGAUUCCAUUUUGCAAGAAAGCGUGGCUCAAGAAAAUGACUCUUUCACCGAAGAUUCAACAGACAAUAUUUCCCUCGAGAUGUCAUCCGGAACUGUGAGUGACAUUGCAGAAGAACCAACAUUUUCUGAUGCCAUGAAGUCUAUAGAUUGCCUACUGAAAUUUGUGAAGAACGAUGCAGCAGACGUUAGCCGACUUAAAGUGUUGCGCACAAAACUUAUUGACAUGGAAUGGCAUAAAAAAAGCAUGUGA